CCCUCUACCCUGGCUGUGCUCUGGAGUUCUUCAGUCGUACCGCGUGCGCAACGGUAGUGACGCGUUUAACCCGGAGUAUGGCGGAUACCGGCUUGCGCCGCGUGGUUCCCAGCGACCUUUAUCCCCUUGUGCUCGGCUUUCUGCGAGAUAACCAGCUCUCAGAGGUGGCCAGUAAAUUUGCAAAAGCGACAGGCGCUACACAGCAGGACGCCAAUGCCUCUUCCCUCUUGGACAUUUAUAGCUUCUGGCUCAAGUCCACCAAAGCCCCGAAGGUGAAACUGCAGUCAAAUGGACCAGUGGCCAAAAAGGCUAAGAAAGAGACUUCAUCCAGUGACAGCAGUGAGGACAGCAGUGAGGAAGAGGACAAAGCCCAAGUUCCCACACAGAAGGCUGCCGCCCCUGCCAAGCGAGCCAGUUUGCCUCAGCAUGCUGGGAAAGCAGCAGCCAAAGCUUCAGAGAGCAGCAGUAGUGAAGAGUCCAGUGAGGAGGAGGAGGAGGAGGACAAAAAGAAAAAGCCUGUCCAGCAGAAAGCAGUUAAGCCCCAAGCCAAGGCAGUCAGACCUCCUCCUCCGAAGAAGGCAGAGAGCUCUGAGUCCGAGUCUGACUCAAGCUCAGAGGAUGAAGCACCACAGACCCAGAAGCCAAAGGCAGCUGCUACGGCAGCUAAAGCCCUGACUAAAGCCCCGACUAAAGUCCCAGCCAAACCAGGUCCACCAGCGAAAGCACAGCCUAAAGCAGCCAAUGGCAAAGCAGGCAGCAGCAGCAGCAGCAGCAGCAGCAGCAGCAGCAGUAGCAGUGAUGACUCAGAGGAAGAGAAGAAGGCAGCUGCACCUCUCAAGAAGACUGCACCUAAAAAGCAAGUCGUGGCCAAGGCACCAGUAAAAGUAGCUGCCGCCCCCACCCAAAAGAGUUCUAGCAGUGAGGACUCUUCCAGUGAAGAGGAAGAGGAACAGAAAAAACCCAUGAAGAAAAAAGCAGGUCCCUACAGUUCAGUUCCACCACCUUCUGUUUCUUUAUCCAAAAAGUCCGUGGGAGCCCAGUCUCCAAAGAAAGCGGCCGCGCAGACACAGCCUGCAGACAGCAGUGGAGACAGCAGCGAUGAGUCUGAUUCAAGUUCUGAGGAAGAGAAGAAAACUCCAGCUAAGACAGUCGUCUCCAAGACACCCGCCAAACCAGCUCCAGUGAAGAAGAAAGCCGAGAGCUCUUCAGACAGCUCAGAUUCUGACAGUUCUGAGGAUGAAGCUCCUGCCAAGCCAGUCAGUGCCACCAAGAGUCCCUUAAACAAGCCAGCUGUCACUCCUAAGCCGCCUGCUGCAAAGGCAGUGGCAACUCCUAAGCAGCCUGCGGGCAGUGGCCAGAAACCUCAGAGCAGAAAGGCUGACAGCAGCUCCAGCGAGGAGGAGAGCAGCUCCAGUGAGGAAGAGGCCACCAAGAAAAGUGUGACAACCCCUAAGGCCAGGGUGACCGCCAAAGCAGCACCCUCUCUACCUGCCAAACAGGCUCCUCGGGCUGGUGGGGACAGCAGCUCCGACUCAGAGAGUUCCAGCAGUGAGGAGGAGGAGAAGAAGACGCCUAAGCCCCCCGCUAAGAAGAAGGCAGCAGGUGCAGCCGUUCCCAAACCCACCCCUGUGAAGAAAGCAGCAGCCGAGAGCAGCAGCAGCAGCAGCUCCUCUGAAGAUUCCAGUGAAGAAGAGAAAAAGAAGCCCAAGAGCAAAGCUACUCCCAAACCACAGGCAGGAAAGGCCAAUGGCGUUCCAGCUUCUCAGAACGGAAAAGCAGGCAAGGAAAGUGAGGAGGAAGAGGAAGACACAGAACAGAACAAAAAGGCAGCCGGGACCAAGCCAGGUUCAGGCAAGAAACGGAAGCACAAUGAGACAGCAGAUGAAGCAGCAACUCCUCAGUCUAAGAAAGUUAAGCUGCAGACCCCUAAUACGUUUCCAAAAAGGAAGAAGGGAGAGAAAAGGGCAUCUUCCCCUUUCCGAAGGGUCAGGGAGGAGGAGAUUGAGGUGGACUCUCGAGUAGCAGACAAUUCCUUCGAUGCCAAGCGAGGUGCAGCUGGAGACUGGGGUGAGCGAGCCAAUCAGGUUCUGAAGUUCACCAAAGGAAAGUCCUUCCGGCACGAAAAAACAAAGAAGAAGCGAGGCAGCUACCGGGGAGGCUCCAUCUCUGUCCAGGUCAAUUCCGUCAAGUUUGACAGCGAGUGACCUGUGGUCAUCUUUAGCAAAGGAAGGGUGAUGUUGGGAGGCUGGCACUCACCUCCAAUGGACCCAGAAACUCAGUGUUGUUAGGAGACAGUUGUGGCACGGACAGUUUGGAGCAGGUCCUUUGACACUGCAGUCUAUAGUCCUUCCAUGCUCCUGCUUCUGGACAGGCUUGUUUUUGAGCGUUGAUUGUCAAAGACAAAAAGGUUUUUUUGUUUGUUUUGUUUUAUUUUUUAAGAAAUCCAUUUGGUUGUCAACUGCCUUCCUGUUCUGUUGGUCUUCAUACUGAGAAAUUUGUAUAUUUUAUAUUAAAUCAUGUCAUACAGAUUUUUGUUGUGAUUUUCAGAGAUGAGUUCCACAGAUUAAAGUCUUUGCCUAAGGCAAUGCACAGAGUCA
Messenger RNA from Rattus rattus (black rat), 2597 nucleotides. It is a transcript of the gene Nolc1, whose product is annotated as nucleolar and coiled-body phosphoprotein 1. The record is from RefSeq and is a predicted model, not a curated record. Gene Ontology annotation, cellular component: nucleolus; nucleoplasm. The transcript is spliced from 13 exons. Gene Ontology annotation, molecular function: protein binding. NCBI's taxonomy places the organism in Eukaryota, Metazoa, Chordata, Mammalia, Rodentia, Muridae. The coding region runs from base 78 to 2204 and encodes 708 amino acids.